AACACUGCCAGAUUAGUCUUAUUAUUAUACACGAAACUGCCACAGAGAACAAGACUGAGCUCCAGCCAAUCAUAUUAUGUAACUGUUGUUGGAAUUAGAACAUUUGUAAGGGUCCUUUGUGCAUAAUGCAGAUAAAAAAGGUGUGUGUGUGCUGGGGGGAGCGACACACGAAAUUAACACAGCAAACAACAUGGUAUCGAGCUAGGGUUUGUUGCUUCCUCCUGCUGGCGCCGCCGCCGGCCGUCACCUGAAGCUCCGCCGCGCCGUCAUCCUCUUCCUGCCUGCUGUCCCGCCGCCGCCGGCCGUCAUCCUCCUCCUACCUGCUGUCCCGCCGCCGCCAGCUGUCACCUGCAGCUCCGCCGCGCUGUCACCCGCAUUCCGUGCCCGCGCGCGCUCUGCGUCUGCCGCGCGCUGCCUCCUGUCCGCGGCCGCGCUGGGCGGUGCUGCCAUGCUGCUGCUCACGCGGAGGCUCUUUGCCACCACGGAUUCAGAAGCAGCGGCAGGAACCGCGUAGUGGCCACCGCGGAAGCCAUCGCCGUGGCCUGAGCUCGGUCGGGGUGCGACGGGUCGAGCUCGGGAGUGUACGACCGCGGGGAGAGGUGGAGGGUAGCUUACUUCAGCCACACCGGCUGCGGUACAGCACAGCGGAGGGCGAGGACGUCAGGCAGGUCCUCCCUGGUUCAGCCCUGCAGUGUUUGUUCAUCCGGCGGUGGAAGAAGAAGUGCUGCUGCCGGGGGAGUGGGCUGCUGCUACGAUUAGUGGAGGUGGUGCUGCUACAGAGGUUGGAGGUUCUACUGAUUGAGAGAAGGGAAGGAAGCCUGGUUCGUCUUAGUGUUUGCAGGCAUUGAUGAUGAUGAGUUCAGAGGAGACUGAAGCAAAAAGGUUGGAAGAAGAGGCUGAAAAAAGGGCAAUGAUUCAUGGUGACAAGAAAGAAGAGGAUCCACUAAUCACAAAAAGUGAGAUGAGAAAUGAGAUGAGGAGUAUGAUUCAGGAACUCAUGGGACUAGGUAUGAUUGGUCCCAAGACUUUGCCUAUCUCAUCUGAAUUGAAAUUGGAACUCGUUCCAAAUGAUGUGAAGCUAGAAGGGAGCAAGAAUUACUUGAGUUGGUCUAGGAGAGUCCGAGUGCUCUUAGGAGGUAAAGGAGUGGAGCACUAUCUGGAAGAGGGUUGUGUUGAACCUGUUGAUAGGCUCAGCCCUGAAUGGAGAGUUUGGUAUACCACCAACUCAGUUAUUGUGGCAUGGUUGUUAGCAUCCAUGUCUUCGUCUGUAAGUAAGAUGGUUGAAGCCAUGCGCACUGCUACACAAAUUUGGAAGACCUUGAGCAAUAUGUAUUCAAGAAAAGGGAAUGUGAUGAUGAUGAUGGAGAUCCAAAGUAAGGCAGAUGCGGUGAAACAGACUGGGAGACCAGUGGAACAAUAUGCUAGUGAACUUCAGUACUUGUGGGGAGAACUAGAUCACUACGCUCCUCUGCAAAUGAUUUGUCCUCAGGAUGCACAGGUUGUCCACAAGUGGGUAGAGGACAGGAGAGUGACUCACUUUCUAAAGAAUCUGGAUUCGGAGUUUGAGAGCAGGAGAGCUGCCUUUUGUCACCAAGAGAGUCUUCCUACCAUGGAUGAGGCGGUGUCAGCAAUGAUUAAUGAGGAAAGCAGGCUCCGGGUAAUGACAGCUAGUGAUCCUGUGAAAUCAGCCUACACUGCAACUGAUGAUAGAGACUGUUAUAAUUGUGGUGAGAAGGGACACUUGAGCUAUAAUUGUCCUCAUCCUCGUGGCAGUGGUGAACGAGGUGGUGGAACUCGUGGAGCCACUCGUAGUACCUAUGGAAGAGGUCGUGGAGGCUAUGGAAGGGGGCGUGGUGGCCGUGCCAGGGGUAGAGGUCGUGGUGGCCCUCGUGUUAAUGUUGCGGUCACUGAAGACACUCCCUCAAUCACCCUGACUGGGGAACAAGCUAAACGGUGGGAAGAAUGGCAUAAGGAAAAAGAAUCUGAGUGUCCAACCAGCACUCCUCUUGGUUCUGUGGCAACUACAUCCACCCAACACUUCGGUAACUUUGCCAACUACGCCCAUUCGGGCGCAGGAGAAGAGAACUGGGAAGAGGAUUGGGACUGGAGUCAGGCGUAAUGGGCUAUGGUUCAUCAGUCAAGAGGAGCAAGCUUUGUCAGCAACAACAGAAGGAAAUAAAAGGGAAAUCAUGUUGCUACAUCGUCGAUUAGGACAUGUACCUUUUGAGAGCUUGAGUAAAUUGUACCCUGAAUCCUUUAAGGGAAUGGAGAAAGGAACUCUUGUGUGUGAUGCAUGUGAGCUUGCCAAGCACACCAGAUCUACUUACCCUAGUAUUGGACUUCGUAGCAGUGAUCCGUUUAUGUUAAUACAUUCUGAUGUUUGGGGUCCUUGCUCGAUUACAUCUGUGAGUGGUUUUAAAUGGUUUGUCACAUUUAUUGAUUGCUAUUCUCGCAUGACAUGGAUAUAUAUGUUGAAGCACAAGAAUGAGGUACUUCGAUGUUUCAAGAAUUUCUACAACCUGGUCACUAAUCAGUUUAAUGCCAAGAUUCAAAUCCUUCGCACUGAUAAUGGAACUGAGUAUGUGAACAAUGAGUUUAUCUCAUUCAUUUCAGAUCAAGGUAUUAUUCAUCAA
Messenger RNA from Zea mays, 2633 nucleotides. RefSeq lists its product as uncharacterized. The transcript is spliced from 2 exons. Gene Ontology annotation, molecular function: nucleic acid binding; zinc ion binding. The record is from RefSeq and is a predicted model, not a curated record. NCBI's taxonomy places the organism in Eukaryota, Viridiplantae, Streptophyta, Magnoliopsida, Poales, Poaceae. Bases 848 to 2119 code for a protein of 423 amino acids.